This is a messenger RNA of Ophidiomyces ophidiicola, 2313 nucleotides long. RefSeq lists its product as uncharacterized. Gene Ontology annotation, molecular function: oligopeptide transmembrane transporter activity. NCBI's taxonomy places the organism in Eukaryota, Fungi, Ascomycota, Eurotiomycetes, Onygenales, Onygenaceae. The coding region runs from base 1 to 2313 and encodes 770 amino acids. The record is from RefSeq and is a predicted model, not a curated record. The transcript has 20 exons. Gene Ontology annotation, biological process: transmembrane transport.
AUGGCGUUGAAACCCAAGAGAUUAUUUUCCUCCACUACGGACUCUAGUGGCAAUGGCGAAGUAGAGUUCGUGACGGAUCAUAGCGGUAAUGCUAAUCCAAACGAUGACUCGCAGAAUCCUGCCGACAUCAAAGAGGAAUUUGAAAAAGUGGAAAAGUCUCACCAGUGGGAUCCAAACCUGCCCCGUGAAAAGAUCGAUGCUAUUCAUGAAGCGAAAAGAACGGAUGAUGUCGAGACAAUUACUCGUGUUGAUAAGGACUUCCUUGAGGACUCGCCAUAUCCAGAAGUUCGCGCCGCCGUUCGAAAUACGGAUGGCGGAGAAGUGGCAAAUACCGUUCGCGCAUGGAUAUUAGGAAUUUUCUUUGUAACAGUGGGAAGUGGGCUGAACAUGUUUCUCAGCAUGAGGAGCCCAGCAAUUACCUUUCCUUCAAUAGUUGUUCAACUGCUGGUAUAUCCCAUUGGAUGCUUUUGGGCAAAGGUUGCUCCGCGAACAGUAUUUCAUACAUUUGGUCGUAACUGGACAUUAAACCCUGGUCCAUUCUCGAUUAAGGAGCAUGCAGUGAUAACAAUCAUGGCAAACAUAUCCCUCGACUAUGCGUAUAGCACGGAUGCUCUCCUCGCCCUCCAAGGAAAGCCAUUUUUCGAUGUAAAUCUUGGAUGGGGAUUUUCACUGCUUUUUACUCUGAGUAGCCAGAUGAUAGGAAUGUCUCUUUCUGGUAUCUUUCGGAGAUUUCUCAUUUGGCCUUCGGCUAUGAUUUGGCCCGUUGGGUUUUCAAACACAUCCCUAUUCUAUGCUUUACAUGACAAACGGCCGUCUAAUCCAGAAGAGACCAAUGGGAUUCGACCAAAGAGCCCAGUGAUCAACCAGCUGUUCGGCGGCUUUACUGGGCUAUCGUUAAUACCCCUCACAUUUGAUUGGACAUAUAUCUCGAGCUACCUACUGAAUCCUUUACUCUCCCCGACACAUUCACACCUCAACACCCUGAUUGGCCUAGGUAUUUUCGUUAUCAUCACCUCUAUCGGUAUUUCGUACUCAGGCGCAUUAUACGCGGAUUACCUCCCAAUUAAUACAUCCUCGAUAUUUGACAACACUCAAAAUUUUUACAAUGUGUCACGUAUCUUGGGCCAAAGCUUCUCCUUUGACCUUGAAAAAUAUAAAACGUACUCUCCCCUGUUUCUCCCGCCAACGUUUGCCUUGAACUAUGGCCUAUCAUUUGCUGCUCUCACCGCUAUUCUAGUCCAUAUUGUACUAUUUCACGGCAAGGAGAUUGUCUAUCGGGCCAAGGCAGCGAGGAACCAGGAGCCUGAUAUCCACAUGAAACUAAUGUCAAAAUAUGUGGAGUGUCCUGAAUGGUGGUAUGCGAUAUUACUGGCAGUCUCGCUUGCCCUGGGCCUAGCGACAUGCGAAGCCUAUCCAUCUCAACUGCCAUGGUGGGCUUUCUUUGUUGCCACUAUUCUAGGCCUUGUAUUUGUUGUCCCAACGUGCAUGCUGAUAGCCAUUGCAAACAUAUCACUUGCUCUUAAUGUCCUUUCUCCUUUUAUUGGGGGGUUCAUGCUACCAGGAAAAGCCAUUGGUGUCAUGGUGUUCAAGGUUUACGCGACGAACACCCUUGGGCGAGCACAAACAUAUAGUCGAGAUCUGAAGCUGGCACACUAUAUGAAAGUCCCACCAAGAACAACUUUUGCAUGUCAGGUGGGUGCAACUAUUUGGGCUGUCUUUGUCCAAAUCGCUGUUAUGAACUGGACACUUGGAAAUAUUGAAAAUGUUUGCACGCCUGCUCAGAAAGCCCACUUUACUUGCCCCAAUGGCAAAACGUUUUUCUCAUCGAGUAUUGUUUGGGGCGUCAUCGGGCCAAAACGUAUGUUCGGACCUGGGUCAAUAUACUCGUCGAUACAGUGGUACUGGUUACUUGGGGCUGCCUUGCCACUUAUCUUUUAUACACUUAUUCGGCUAUUUCCUCGGUCACCAGCCAGGCUUCUGAAUGCUCCAGUAAUGCUGGGGGCAAUGAAUUGGAUACCACCUGCCACACCGCUCAGCUUUUCCUCUUGGGCGAUUGUUGGCUUGAUUUUCAAUCACUGGAUUCGUCGCAGGUGGUCAGGUUGGUGGCAUCAAUACAACUACGUGACGGCUGCAGCGCUGGAUUCUGGCCUUGUUAUUGCAACAAUCAUUAUAUUCUUUUCGAUCACAUUUCCCAAUGUUAGCACCCCGGAUUGGUGGGGAAAUACUGUCCCAUAUGAGACGGUGGAUUAUACCUACAAAGCCAUACGAAAGGUAGUGGCAAAGGGCGAAACAUUUGGCCCUCCGAAAUGGUAG